Molecule: messenger RNA, 1659 nt
Organism: Ruditapes philippinarum (Manila clam)
Lineage: Eukaryota; Metazoa; Mollusca; Bivalvia; Venerida; Veneridae
Product: heat shock 70 kDa protein 12A-like
Exons: 2
Coding region: 1-1659 (552 amino acids)
Molecular function (GO): ATP-dependent protein folding chaperone; ATP binding
Source: RefSeq, a predicted model, not a curated record
AUGGGAGCAGCCAUACAACCAACAGCAAGACAACAAACUAAACAAAGUAAUGAAAGCAGAAAGAAAGAAUCUCAGGAUUCUCUACAUGAGGAUAAUGUGGACAAGCCACUUAUCAAAGAACCAACAGCAAGACAACAAACUGAACAUAGUAAUGAAAGCAGACAUAAAGAAUCUCAGGAUUCUCUACAUGAGGAUACAGUGGACAAUCCACUUGUUGUAGUAGCCAUAGAUUUUGGAACAGUCCAUUCUGGGUUUGCAUAUUCCUUUAAGGGAAAUGAAAACAACAUUAAAUCAGGAGAACAUGGAGGAAUGCUGCAGGAAGAUAGAGUACCUACAAUAUUGUUAUUAAAACCAGACAAAACAUUCCAUUCAUUUGGAUACAAAGCACAGACUGAUUUUCAUGAGCUUUCUCAAUCAAUAUCAUCUGACUCGGCACGUCAGUUUAUGAGAGAAGCUUCAACAAAAGCAGGAAUCCCAGAAACACAUCUUCGACAUGUUCUUGAGCCUGAAGCAGCAGCUUUAUACAGUACACCACUAAUAAUGACAGAGGCAAUACCUUGUGGGUUUAUGUACAUACUUGCUGAUUUAGGUGGAGGGACAACAGACAUAUGUGCUCAUAAAAUAAUAGAUGGUGGCAAAAUACAAGAAAUAUACCGAACAACAGGAGAAGCCUCUGGUGGCAGGGAUGUUGAUGAUUGUUUUAUUAACAUGAUGAAAACUUUAAUAGGAGAAAAGGUUUGGAGUGAAUUCUCAACUAACCACCCAUCAGCAUGUGUAAGCCUUGUUAAUGAGUUUAGAUUGAAGAAAAAAGAGUUUAAAUCACAAACAAAUAACAUACAAUUGAGAAUGGAAAAUGCUCUGGUGCUUGUCUUAACAGGGGAAAACAAGAACUUGAAUGAUAUAGUUAAAAAGUCAAAAUAUGUUAGAAAACUUGAUUAUAAUUCUAUGGACGCUAGACUUACAAUCAACAGAGAGAUGCUGGAAGAAUUAUUCAAGCCAUCAGUUGAUAAAAUCAUUAGCAAGUUGGUUGAAGUACUAGACCAAUGUGAUGAAAAUGAAAUCAAAACAAUCAUUUUAGUUGGAGGAUACAGUGAAUCUCCCUAUGUAAGGGAGAGAAUUCAGUCACAGUUCAGUAACAUGAGAGUUAUCCUUGUAGAUGAUGCUCGACUUGCUGUGGUAAAUGGGGCAGUGAUGAUGGGCUGGAAACCUAAAAACAUCAUACAACGUAGGUCCAGGUACACUUACGGAUUUGCAGUAUAUGUACCAUUCAGAGAGGGAAUAGAUCCAGAACAAUUUAGGAUUAAUAUUGAUGGGGACAUAUAUUGUAACUGGAGAUUUAAGAAGAUGAUAGAAAAGGGUCAGAUAGUGGAGUAUGGACAGACAUUUAUAUCUGAAGGGCAUGGUACAGCCACUAUAGUAGAAAAUAAAUAUGAAGAGAAAUAUUUACCUCUAUAUAGAUCUACCCGUGAAGAUCCUCAAUACUGUAUAGAGGAGGACUGUAGCUUAGUAGGAAUAGUAAUACUUAUACCACCAUCAGAUGGAUGGCCAGAUACGUGGGAUCAUGAUCUACACCUUAUUGUUGGUGAAACUGAGUUCACUGUGAAGUACUUUAAUCUUGAUACAGGAGAAGAAUAUGAAGCACAAAUGGAUUUUCUGUAA